AUGAGAAUCUACUUUUUCGCAUUCUUAGCUCUGACUGUCUGGGCGAACACAGAAUCCUUGGUGUUUGAUAGAUCAACGCUACGCAUAAUAGACACGCAUGAUGAGAUUGCCUCACAUCAGCUUGCAAUCACUCCCCAAACGUCGCUUGAUGUUGCCAUAGAUUUAUCUAGGGACAAAUACACGAUCAUACUCAAUGACAUUGGUGAAGGCAAAUAUUUUGUCAAGGCGUGUUGGAGCGGAUUGGAUCCAAUUGACAUCUCUCUGGAUUGCACCCUCACGUCCCAAAACGAGACCAUUUUGACGAUAGCCACCACUCAGGAUUUCUAUCAUAUCGGCAAGGGCUCUGCAAGUGACUCUUUCAAAAAUGCAUAUAUAAGGGUUCAGCUGCUCAGAAAUGACAGAUUCUAUGGGUCUUUGAACUCAGAAUUCAUCACUAUCAUCGCGUUCCUGGUGAGCCUUAUUCUGGUUGCUGUACCUGCUUCUCAGUUUAUAGCCAGACUAGUUGGAUAA
Kuraishia capsulata CBS 1993 is the source of this 510-nucleotide messenger RNA. RefSeq lists its product as uncharacterized. The transcript has a single exon. The coding region runs from base 1 to 510 and encodes 169 amino acids. The record is from RefSeq and is a predicted model, not a curated record. Lineage: Eukaryota; Fungi; Ascomycota; Pichiomycetes; Pichiales; Pichiaceae.